AUUUCACUACAGGAACGUCAACGCUUUGUCUGGAUGGUUUGGUUGCCAUUUAAAGGGUCAUGCUACCAAUUUUAUGACGAGGAUAAAGUUGAUUGGUCAGAGGCUGUGUCAUUUUGUAGACUGAAGCACGCUGACCUUGUAACCAUUGAGACUCACAUAGAGAGCACAUUCUUAAAAUUCUUCGCAAGGAAAUUAUUUAAACAAGAUUCUGGUCGGAGAAAUAUCACGGCGUUUUGGCUUGGUGCGAGUGACACAGAUAUUGACGGAAUAUGGAAAUGGGUGGCAACAGAUGAAGAAUUAUCCUUCAGUGAAUGGGAUGUAAGCCAACCGAAUAAUAAACCUGAUAACAACGAAGAUUGUCUAGCUUUAAAUGGUGCAUACGAUUUCAACUGGCAUGACGGUUUAUGUAGCAAAAGGGUUGGUUACCCUCUUUGCGAGAGAAAGGGAACCAGUGACAACAGUGGCGUUGGCAUGCAGGUCAUAGGUUAAAGCCCACGUGUGUCACGUGUGUCUUGUACUCGUAAUACCUCGAAAGUUAAUAAAAAAAUAAACGAUUCAAUAUGUGA
Messenger RNA from Ruditapes philippinarum (Manila clam), 566 nucleotides. Its product is annotated as perlucin-like protein. Gene Ontology annotation, molecular function: signaling receptor activity. The record is from RefSeq and is a predicted model, not a curated record. NCBI's taxonomy places the organism in Eukaryota, Metazoa, Mollusca, Bivalvia, Venerida, Veneridae. The transcript has 5 exons. Bases 34 to 489 code for a protein of 151 amino acids.